Molecule: messenger RNA, 1351 nt
Organism: Amborella trichopoda
Lineage: Eukaryota; Viridiplantae; Streptophyta; Magnoliopsida; Amborellales; Amborellaceae
Product: acid phosphatase 1
Molecular function (GO): acid phosphatase activity
Source: RefSeq, a predicted model, not a curated record
AUUGUGUAUCCAGCUUGGUAAAGAGCUGUACCCACUACUCAGCACAAGGGAUCAAAAGCUGUACACCCAUGUGACCCCAUUUCAUACAAGGGGCCAACCUGCCCCACCCCAUGUUUUCUCUCUCUAGUCCUACUGAUCAUUGUGACCCACAUCUCUCUGUCCCUCCCCCCAACUCUACAUUCAUAUUGGAUCCAAGCCUCUAAGGUAGCCACCCCUCUCUCCCUCUCUUCCUCUCUCCCUUUUCUUUUUCUCUCUCUCUCUGGUCUCCACCCUCAAACCUAACCCUCUCUACCAAAAAAGGAAAACAAAAAAAAAACACAGUACCUCUUCAAACCCAAUAUAGACAAAUAGCCCACAACCCCAAAUCCCUUGAGAAAACCUCUUCUCUCUCUGAUCCACUGAGGAAGUGAGGACAUGAGGAUGCAUUUGGCACUUGUGCUGGGCCUGGUGAGCCUGGUUCUUGAUGGGGUGUGUGCUUCUGACUGGAACAUAUUGCACCAUAAGGGAGAUGGCAAAGGGCUUAAGAUCAGCCUCAAGAACUACUGUGAGAGCUGGAGAGUGAAUGUUGAGGUUCACAACCUCAGGGACUUUGAGGUUGUGCCUCAUGAGUGUGUGGAAUACAUUGGUAAAUACAUGACUUCCACACAAUAUAAGGUGGACUCUGAGAGGGCCUUAGAACAAUGCACUCUCUAUCUUAGUCAAGAGUUCGGUUUGACAGGAGAUGGGAAGGAUGCAUGGAUCUUUGAUGUGGAUGAUACACUCUUGUCCAACAUCCCUUACUACAAGAAACACCAAUAUGGGGGAGAGAAGCUGAACUUAACUAGCCUUGAAGGAUGGAUGAGAGGGAGGAAAGCACCAGCCUUGGCAUCAUCACUGUCUCUAUACAAUGAGAUUAAAGGGAAGGGGAUUAAGAUCUUCUUAAUCUCUAAUCGUGGGGAGCAUUUGAGAGAUGCCACUGUCGAUAACCUCUUUGAAGUCGGUUACACUGGAUGGACCGGACUUAUCUUGAGAGGGGAUGAAGAUUGUGGGAAGUCUGCACAGAAAUACAAGGCAGAGAAAAGGCAGAAAUUGGUGGAAGAAGGAUACCGCAUUUGGGGAAUUGUUGGAGAUCAAUGGAGUAGCCUCUUGGGACACCCACAUGCAACAAGAACAUUCAAGCUCCCUAAUUCCAUGUAUUAUGCUUAGAGAUCAAUGGAUUAAUGGAGAGCCCACACCCACAUGUAUUAAGCUCCCUAAUCGUUGGAAAUCAAUGGAGUAGCCCCUUGGGACACCCACAUGCCUUUUUCACUCCUAUUUAUCAUUUAUUUUCCACCAAUAAAUGCAAAGACUAUUCUUCUUUUGUGUGUGAUAA